GGAUUUUUUGGGAAUUUCCCCAGGCCACCAUGCUGUUUGCCGAGCUGCCCUACACGCUGGCCACCGAGGAGGCCGAGAGGAUCGGGGUGGAUCACGUGGCCAGGAUGACGGCGACGGGCGGAGGGGAGAACAGCACCGUGGCAGAGCACCUGAUUGCCCAGCACAGCGCCAUCAAGAUGCUGCACAGCCGCGUGCGCCUCAUCCUCGAGUACGUGCGCGCCGCCGAGGCCGGGGAGGUUCCGUUCAACCACGAGAUCCUGCGCGAGGCCUGCGCCCUCUGCCACUGCCUGCCCGUGCUCAGCACCGACAAGUUCAAAACCGACUUCUACGACCAAUGCAACGACGUGGGGCUGAUGGCGUACCUGGGCACCAUCACCAAAACCUGCAACACCAUGAACCAGUUCGUCAACAAAUUCAACGUGCUCUACGACCGGCAGGGCAUCGGGCGCCGCAUGCGAGGGCUCUUCUUCUGAGACGAAAACGCACGGGAACGGGCAAAAACGGGAGAAAAACGGGAAAAAACACACAAAAACGCACAGGAACGGGCAAAAACGGGCAAAAACGGGCAAAAACGGGCAAAAACGACACCGAAACCCACGGGAACCGGCCGAAAACACACGGGAACGGGCAAAAACGGGCAAAAACGGGACAAAAACGGACAAAAACGCACGGGAACGGGCAAAAACGGGAGAAAACGGG
Messenger RNA from Cyanistes caeruleus (blue tit), 699 nucleotides. Lineage: Eukaryota; Metazoa; Chordata; Aves; Passeriformes; Paridae. The record is from RefSeq and is a predicted model, not a curated record.